AUGGUUGCUGCAAAGAAAACUAAAAAGACUCAUGAGAGCAUCAAUAACAGGCUCGCUCUUGUUAUGAAGAGCGGAAAGUACACCCUUGGUUACAAGACCGUACUCAAAACUCUCCGUAACUCCAAAGGGAAACUGAUACUGAUAUCGAACAACUGUCCACCACUGAGGAAAUCUGAGAUCGAGUACUAUGCCAUGCUUUCAAAAGUUGGCGUACACCACUAUAAUGGAAAUAAUGUUGACUUGGGAACUGCAUGCGGCAAAUACUUCCGUGUUUCUUGCCUAAGCAUUGUUGAUCCAGGUGACUCGGACAUCAUUAAGUCGUUGCCCGUAAAAAAAAGUGUUGCCGGUGAAAGGCGCAUUCGGAGAGGUGGGAUGAAUAGUGUGUUCAACGAAGAGAUACUUGCAGACAAGCUCUCAAAGCUCAAUAACACCCAGCAGUGUAUUGAAACUUUGUCGCACUGGUGCAUUUUUCACCGUGGUAAAGCAGAGCAAGUUGUUGCGACAUGGGAUAAACAAUUCCAUAGUUUGGAGAUGGUUAAGAAAGUGCAUCUUCUGUACCUUGCAAAUGAUAUCCUGCAGAACAGCAAGCGUAACGGAAAUGAAUUUGUCUCCGAAUUUUGGAAGGUUCUUCCUUCAGCACUCAAGGAGGUUAUGAAGAAUGGGGAUGAUCGUGGACAGAAGGCCGUCUCAAGAUUGGUCAAUAUAUGGGAAGAAAGGAAAGUAUUUGGAUCCCGUGCUCAGAGCCUUAAAGAUGUAAUGCUUGGAGAAGAAUUACCCCCACCAUUGGAGUUUGGGAAGAAACGUUCUCGUUCUAUCAGAAUAAAGAGAGACUCUAGAUCUAUCAGAACGAAAUUAACCAUUGGUAGCACUGAAGAAAAAAUUGUGUCAGCUUUUAACUUGGUGCUCAGCGAACAUCCCGUUGAAGAUGAAGAAAUGAAUAAGUGCAAGUCUGCCAUCCAACGUGUGAGAAAGAUAGGAAAAGAUGUCAAUGUUGCCUUAACAAAAGCCAAGGAUCCAACGCGGAGGACCUUAGCUAAGGAUCUAGAGCAGGAAGAACUUGUUUUGAAUCAGUGCAUUAAGAAACUUAAAGUUGUCGAAGCAAAUAGAGUGAUCCUUGUGUCACAAUUACGAGAAACACUUCAUGAGCAGGAGUCAGAGCUAGAGAAUGUUCGGACACAAAUGCAGGUAGCACAGGGACAGGCAGAAGAAGCUGCAAAUAUGCGGAAACGUUUGAAUGAUGACCACGUGAUAGAUUCAAAAGCAUCUAUGGCAUCGGCAGAUACUAAUACAAAAGCAGCACAAACAACAAAAAAAACUGCUUCGGCUAUUGCAGCUGAGGUCGCAGACAAGCUAGCUGCUUCGAGCUCGUCCCAGUACAUUAUGACCUCUGUCCUUUCUACAUUUGCGGCUGAAGAAGCCAAAAAUGCUGGGCUUAUGAAGUCUGCAACAUCCUCAACUUCUUUCUCAUCAGUUUCCAAUCCUCCAAUGUCCAACCCUGUUUCUGAUCAGACUGUUUUCAUACCGGCACAACAACCUAAUCCUCCACAAAACAACCAAUAUCAAUCACAUAUGGUGCCCCAGCCAUCAAUCCAAGGUCAAAUUUCCAACUCUCAAUCUAUGUAUUAUUCACUUCCUCAGCCACCUCAGCAGUAUUUGCAGUCAUCGGGUGGAAUUGUGGCCCCGUAUGAUUAUGGUGGUCUUCCUCCCCUGCCACCCGGGCCACCUCCACCCCCACCUCCAUCUUACAUGAUGAACCCAGUGGUUCCUUUUACCCAGCAGCCACCUCAGAUGACUCACCAGCAACCACUAGUGAUGGGCAAUCAGCCAUCAACAUUAGCUCAGCAGCAAAUAGGACCUGUACCUCAACAACCGCAUGCAACACCUAGUUCUCAUCCUCUUCCCCCAUUUCAAGCCCCUGGAAUGCCGUAUUAUGGUCACCCUUAUCAAUCGCACUGA
Fraxinus pennsylvanica is the source of this 1956-nucleotide messenger RNA. The record is from the annotation of a GenBank genome assembly. NCBI's taxonomy places the organism in Eukaryota, Viridiplantae, Streptophyta, Magnoliopsida, Lamiales, Oleaceae.